Messenger RNA from Suncus etruscus (white-toothed pygmy shrew), 310 nucleotides. Its product is annotated as zinc finger protein 688-like. The transcript is spliced from 3 exons. The annotation marks the transcript as partial. The record is from RefSeq and is a predicted model, not a curated record. Lineage: Eukaryota; Metazoa; Chordata; Mammalia; Eulipotyphla; Soricidae. Gene Ontology annotation, biological process: regulation of DNA-templated transcription.
UUUCCAGAGCUUAUUGAACAGGUCCUUACUGCUGCUAUUAAGGAAUAAUCCAGGAGGGAGAAGAUGGAAACAAACACUCUGACAUCCUGUAUCCAGUUAGGAGAUGCUGUGACCUUCCCUGAUGUAGCUGUGAUCUUCUCCGAGGAUGAAUGGCUGUGCCUGGACCCCUCUCAGAGGAAUUUCUACAGAGACGUGAUGCUAGAGACCUAUGAGCACCUACGGGCCAUUGGGCAUUGUGGGGAGAAGCCUGCGCUGAUCUCCUGGUUGGAAGUAGGAGACCUUGGAAGGCUGCAGAGAGGCAUGUUUCCAG